AUGUCUACUUCAAAUCCUUUACAAAACAUCCUCACUCCUGAUCAAUUUCAAAAAUGUAUCAACUUUUAUGAAGCUGAUCAAAAAAUAGACCAUAACGAUAGAGUAGCAAUUGCUUCUCGAUUGCAAGGUAUUUCAAUCAAGUCUAAUAUUGUUGGUUACACAACUGGUAUGUUGGGCUUCUUUGGUCCAACUAUUUACAUUAGACUCAUCAAGAAGCCACUCAUUACGCCAACUCCAUUCUUUUUGAUUCAAUAUCCAUUCAUGUCGUUAUGUAUUGGUUUUGGUACUUUAAUAGCUGGUAACUACUACACGGGAAAGUACUUUUUCAACAAAACCAAGGAGACCCCAUCUUCAUUUCCAAAUCCUAAUGUGGCCAAUGUGUGGAAGAAUAUGGAGUACCAGAACAUUGCUGCCUACACAUUGUACUAUCUCAGAACAAGUUUCAAUCCAAUGUUCAUUAUUAGAGACCCCAGGACUUGUACUGAUGAAGCUUCAAUCGAUGCUAAACAAAAUGGACAUUUUACUGAUAGUAUUGGUUUAGGUCAUACUGAUUCCACCGGUAAGAAACACACAUUGAGUGCAUGGGACAGGUUAAAGUUGCACCACGGUGUUGAUAUCACCAAGUAA
Lodderomyces margitis is the source of this 627-nucleotide messenger RNA. RefSeq lists its product as uncharacterized. The record is from RefSeq and is a predicted model, not a curated record. The transcript has a single exon. The coding region runs from base 1 to 627 and encodes 208 amino acids. NCBI's taxonomy places the organism in Eukaryota, Fungi, Ascomycota, Pichiomycetes, Serinales, Debaryomycetaceae.